Molecule: messenger RNA, 2833 nt
Organism: Cutaneotrichosporon oleaginosum
Lineage: Eukaryota; Fungi; Basidiomycota; Tremellomycetes; Trichosporonales; Trichosporonaceae
Biological process (GO): protein sumoylation
Cellular component (GO): chromatin
Molecular function (GO): SUMO ligase activity; zinc ion binding
Source: RefSeq, a predicted model, not a curated record
CAUGGAGCGACUGACAUGGACGCGCGCACAGCGAUCACUCACUUGCACUCGAUCCACUCACUUCCUCCCUCCCCCCGCGAUUCUCGCCCUCCUCAAGUACUCCCCCGCCCCGCCUCGUCAACGACGGCUACGCCCUUCUCCGUCCCAUCUUCCUCAACAUCCGCGUCACUCCCUUCCUCCCUUCUCUCUAUCCACCGCAAGUCUCCAACGCACCCGCGCAUCGUAGCCACCCGGUGCGGACGUCUCCAGCUGUCAUGUCGGGGGAAGCAUGGAAAGACUUUGAACACUUCAUCAACUACUAUGUGCCAAAGCAGACUGUCCCUCGCCUGCGGCAGUUCGCCGCCGUCAUCGAGAAGCAUGCGAGAAUGAGGUUGAUAUUGCGGAGCCAAGAGCGGAAAGCGGACGUCGUCCACAAAAUUCAGGUCGCCUUUCAGACCAUGAAGAACAACGACCAGGUUGCCAUCUACCAGGCUGCAAGGGCCGAGUGCGAACAGAUAGGCGCAGGGCAUUACUCGGCUCACUCACACGUCCUUCCUCCACCCACUUUUGGAACUGUGACCGCCGCAAACUCUGCAGCGCGGUAUCACAACGCCAUGAGUGCUCCGACUAACGGGUAUCCGGCGCCGAAUGGGAGCGGGUGGAGAGGCCCAGCUGUCGCGCAAGCCUCCAGUAGUGGACGCGAGCCGACUUUGAUCGACUGGAAGCCCAGCCCGAUGUGGAAGCCUCUCAAGGCGUUGACGAACAUGGAGGCCUUGCCAGACAUCCACACGAGCGAGAGCUCCCACGUACGCCGCGAGAAGCGUGUCAUUUUCUCCUUGCCCAACGACGUGAUAGACGGUCUGAACAAGUCCAAAUCUGAUCCUCAUGUGCGCCCAGUGUACUCUGUGAGACUCUUCUGCACGUCGUCUGAGUAUUUCCGGCCACCAGGCAUGUAUGGGCAACCUGGGCAACCUGUCCCCACGAACCGCAACGUCCCGAUCGAGUACCCCGCCAACCCCGAUGUCGUUGUCGACGGGCAUGUUGUGCCAUUCAAAGCGCGAGGUUUGCGAGGGAAGGCAGGCAGUGCGCCUCCGCUGGACUUGGACAAGUCUAGUCGUGGGCUGGUACGCACGGCGGGACGGAUGGCGAGCAUGAUAAUGGCGCACCAGGGGCCGACACCGAGUAAGAAGAAAGAGUACUCCAAGAAAUUCUUCUUCCAGGUUGUGUACUGCGAGUUCACGAGCAUGGAGGACCUCUUGACGAGACUUGAGGGUUUGGCGCCUACAGACCCGGAGGCCGAGUUGGCAAAACUCCGCCAACGGGCAGCAGAGGACGACGACAUCGAGGUUGGCACGUCGACAUUGUCGCUCAAAGAUCCGCUCUCCGGCAUGCGGAUCACGAAGCCUAUUCGCUCAGUCAAAUGCUCGCACUUGCAGUGCUUUGACGCUAGAUGGUGGCUUGAGUCGAACAAGACCCACCCACAGUGGCUCUGUCCACACUGCAGCAAGGAGCUCGACUUUGAAAGUAUCAUCUGCGACGGCUACUUCCUGAGUAUUCUGCGAGCAGUGCCCGACACGUUUGACGAAGUCACUCUGGAGCCGAACGGCGAGUGGCACACCCAGAACAACCAAUACGGCUCCAUCGACUGGCUAGCUGAGCACGGAGCCGCACCGCCGGCGACUUCCGCGGCGAUGAAGCGUCCUCGCUCAGACAGUCCAAACGGCGUCAAUGUGACGCCGGGCAAGCGGCGCGCCAUCGAAAUUCUCUCGGACUCGGACGACGACGACGACAGUGAAACGCCACAAACGUCCCUUGCCAGUGGCCGCGCCAGUGGGUAUAGCAGCACAAAUCACAACUCGCGCGCUAUCUCGCAUUCUGUGCGGUCAACGGCCUCGGUUCAGCCUCCAGCCAUCAUUGACUUGACGUUGUCAUCAGAUGAGGACACAGACGACGAAGAACAGCUGCAUUUUCACCAGCCGGGCGGAAGUUCCACGAGUCGCGAAGGCGCCGGCUCGUCCGGAGUUCGUCCGGCGACUGAGACUGUGACCCACGCGACGUGGAGUCCUAAGCGCCCCGUGACGACACCCACUACCCAGGCCAGUCCGUCGAGCAAUACUGUCCCAACGGGGCCGCGCGUCACUCUGCGAUUCGACCCGCGAGGCUCAUCCAACGCCGGUGUAUCUGCACCUGGUGUGUACGGCGGAUCGUCGGGUAUCCGCACUUCGUCACAUCAACCUGCCUCCUUUUCUUCCGAGGGGUUGAGCAGUGCACAGAUUCUGCAGGCCGCCGACCGCUUCGGCCCGCGUGCGGGGUCGUCGUCGUCGUCCUCGGCUCGCCCUAACCCUAAUGCCCCAGAGGCAGGUUUGACUGCCGCGCAGAUAAUGGCGGCAGCAGAGCGCUUCGGCCCACGACCUCAUGCAUCCUCUAACCCACCGCCACCGUCCAUGCCGCCCAACCCAAGAGCUGCCGAUUCUGCCCAGCCUCAAGCCCGAUACUCGAGCACGUACCGCCCCCCACCCCGCCCACCUAAUGGGUACUCGCACUACAGCUAGGACAUAAGCGCUCAUACGCACAUGCGUCUUAUUGCAGCAAUACAUUUUUUACAUGAUGACACUAGGCUAGUCCAUUGUACCACACAUCACACACAGCAUCGUCCUCUUGCAGUCGCGCCGGUCUCAGCUCCCCUGUCCAUGCAGUCAUGUUGUCUAACACGCGGGCGACGCUGCGGUUAGCGCGGCCACAUUGCAACUCACAAAGCGGAAUCUUGACGCUGGCGGCAAGCCCUCCCAACGACGUCUCCUUGUAGUGCGAGUGCAUGUCCAUGGCGGUUGUGCGACACGCCUCGAUCGCGUCG